GCUGCAAUUUGUUUAAUGUUUACAAGAAACCAGAGCUUGUAACAAUUUGUGAAAUAAAGUGCAAUUACGCGGUAAAUAACGAAAGAAAGAAACAUCUAGGAUAUAUGUUAAAUACGGAAUUGCAGCAGCCGGAAAUGGUUAAUGAGAAUCGAGCGCCUAAGUUGGCUGGCUAUGAUUUCUAUCAUAGCGUGUUGGGCGCACCACGUUAUGUGGUUGCACCAAUGGUGGAUCAAAGUGAAUUGGCAUGGCGCAUGCUCUGCCGGCGUUAUGGUGCCCAGCUCUGCUAUUCACCCAUGUAUCAUGCGAAUCUGUUUGCCACUGAUCUAAAGUAUCGCAAGGAUGCCCUGCAAACGUGUCCCGAGGAUCGACCAUUGAUCAUACAAUUCUGUGGCAAUGAUCCACAGCAAAUAUUGGAGGCUGCUUUAGCUGCACAAGAUCAUUGCGAUGCGGUGGACAUUAAUCUAGGCUGUCCACAGGCGAUAGCCAAGCGAGGGCACUACGGCUCCUUUCUACAGGACGAAUGGGAGCUGUUGACAGAGAUUGUGCGAACGCUGCAUGAGAAACUCUCGGUGCCGGUGACUUGUAAAAUACGACGCUUCGAGGAUCGGGAAAAGACAAUUAAAUACGCUAAAAUGCUGGAGGCUGCCGGCUGUCAAUUACUGACCGUGCACGGACGGACUCGAGAGCAGAAAGGACCUCUAACAGGCAUCGCUGAUUGGAGCUACAUCAAGGAUGUGCGACAGCAUGUAAAGAUACCCAUGUUUGCCAAUGGCAACAUAUUGGGUUUGGAUGAUGUGCAUCGCUGUCUGGACGAAACGGGAGUUGAUGGGGUUAUGAGCGCUGAGGGUAAUCUACAUAAUCCAGCCCUCUUUCAGGGCAUUGCGCCACCUGUCUGGCAAAUGGCCAAAGAGUACUUGGAACUUGUUGAUCAAUAUCCCUGCCCCACCUCCUACAUACGCGGGCAUCUCUUCAAGCUCUUUCAUCAUAUCAUGAACAUACGUUCCAAUGCACAGCUGCGGGAACAGCUGGCAACGGGCAAUCAGCUCACUCAGUUCCAUGCCGUUGUGGCCAAAGUGCAAGAGAAAUACGAACCAUAUCACACAGGCGUCACAAAGUAUGAACCGGAGGAAAUGGAAGUGAAUAUGAGUGCCGAUGGUGGAGAGGAGUUGCCCAUGCUGCAGCCCUGGUUGUGCCAGCCCUAUAUACGUGCCUCGCCUGAAUCGCACCGGCAGAAAAUCGCUGAGAAACAACGCGAAGCCGUCGAUCCGAAUCGCACUAAGCGGCAGUAUUUUGACAAUGCUGGGAAUGAAAUAUCGAGGAAGCGCAUGAAGAAACUGAGACGCCGCCAGCGACGCCCUAACAAAACGGAUGCCCAGUUCCAGCUGCGUCACGAACGGCACCUCGAGUAUUGCGAACAGUGCGCCAAUCCGUUGGGCUCCAAGUGUGAAUUUCGUCUGUGCAGGAUUUGCUGCCGGGACAAAUGCUAUGCGGAUGAUUGCGAUUGUCCUGGACAUGGCAUACUCAUAAAAUCGCGACGUGCCAAGGCUAAACAGUUCGAAGCCCACUGCAGGCAGGAGAAUAACAACGACUCCGUUCCCAUCGUUCCAGCUGCGAAUCGAACAGCUAUCGAUAGGGAUGACCCAGCAUUAGCUGAUAAUGUUUCUUGAUAUCGGAAUUGGAAUCAUAGCGAAUUUGUAACGUCUAAUGUAAGAAAUUGUGCGAGUUCUUGUUCCUAUGUCUUGCUGUGCACAUAAAAAAUUCAAAAUUUGAAAGAAAAAAAUUAAUAAUUAAAUGUUUCUCAUUCACGCAAUUAGU
Molecule: messenger RNA, 1815 nt
Organism: Drosophila hydei
Lineage: Eukaryota; Metazoa; Arthropoda; Insecta; Diptera; Drosophilidae
Gene: Dus1
Product: tRNA-dihydrouridine(16/17) synthase [NAD(P)(+)]-like
Exons: 5
Coding region: 105-1667 (520 amino acids)
Biological process (GO): tRNA processing
Molecular function (GO): flavin adenine dinucleotide binding; tRNA dihydrouridine synthase activity
Source: RefSeq, a predicted model, not a curated record